UGUAAAUAUGGCGGCCUACGUCUUACGUUGAUGCAAUGCGUUGAUAGUACUGAAAGACCGUGUAAUCAUGGCCCGGCAUAGGAAUGUCCGGACUAUGAACUACGAAGAUGAGUGCUAUGAUGAUGAUGAUUAUCUUGGGCAUUCAGUGGAAGACAAUUACUGUAUUUCUCCUGGGACUGCUGCCCAAUUUACUUUUAAUCGUGAGAAGGACUUUGAUUUGUCUACCUAUAUGGGCAAUGAAAAGAUCCCAGAAGAAGAGGAAGGCUUUGAUAGUGACACCGACCCUCAAUCCCUCAAUGACUCCCAGGGAUACAAAAAACCUGAUCUCAGUGAUACGGAACAAGGAAAGCUGAACUCUUGUUUAGAAGAAAUACGCAAUAUUCUAGGAGAUAGCACCCCAGAUCAUGUGCUUUGCCAGAUAAUCAUAAAAAACAAAUAUGAUUUACAGGCCAGUCUCAACGAGUUACUUAAAUCAGAAGAAGUUCCUAAACCUCAGAGACAACCAAGACAAAGUCGACGAAACAGAUCACAAGGUUUUGCACCCAAUCCUCCAACUGUAGAGCUAAAGGUGCCAGUGAAGAAGCAGGUGUCGCCAGUAAAACCUGAGGAGGAUACGGUGAAGGCCGUGUCCCAAAUAAAAAUAAACAAUAGUAAAGAGCCAUUGCGUGGCUUUGAGCCCAGCGUGCCUGGGGCCACGCCCUCUAAGGGCAAUGGGGAUGUUAAGUCGAAUGAUCAGAGGGAUGUUUCUGAUGGGACCACACUAAAUAAAGUAGUGGAUUCCGUCGGGAGUAAUUCGGAUCGUACACCUGUUCAAACUCCAAAGAAAGAGGCGUCAACUCCGCAGGUGACGAAGAGUUCAUCAAAGACAAAACAAGAUAAAGCAAGAUUAAAAGAAGAAUACGACAGAAGACAGGGUGACAAAGAGCUUCUCAACAUGGUUGUCAUAGGUCAUGUAGAUGCUGGGAAGAGCACCCUGAUGGGCCACUUGUUGUUCCAGCUAGGUAUGGUCAACAAGAAGUCCAUGCAUAAAUAUGAACAAGAGUCCAAGAAGGUUGGGAAGGGCUCCUUCGCCUUCGCCUGGGUACUCGACGAGACGGAGGAGGAGAGAUCUCGUGGCGUUACCAUGGAUAUUGCUCAGACAAAAUUUGAAACUCCAAAGAAAGCAGUGACACUGUUAGAUGCUCCUGGACACAAAGACUUUAUUCCUAAUAUGAUCACAGGUACUGCUCAGGCAGAUGUUGGUAUCCUGGUUGUGAACGCUGCACGAGGAGAGUUCGAGACAGGCUUUGAGACUGGAGGUCAGACGAGGGAACAUGCUCUUCUAGCCAGAUCAUUGGGUGUGUCUCAGUUGAUUGUGGCGGUGAAUAAGAUGGACACGGUCAAAUGGUCACAGGACAGGUAUGAUGAAGUCACUAAGAAACUAGGAGCUUUCCUGAAGACAGCCGGAUAUAGGGACACGGACAUUUCCUUCAUUCCCUGUAGUGGACUGAGUGGAGAGAACCUAGCGAAGGCCGUAUCCGAGCCCCAGCUGUCUGCCUGGUACAGAGGCUGCACACUAGUUGAACAGAUAGAUAAAUUUAAAACAGUGACCCGCCAGCUAGACAAGCCCUUGCGACUGACAGUAGGGGAUGUGUUCAAAGGAAUGGGGGCGGGGUUCAGUGUGACUGGCAGGGUGGGGGCGGGGUCUGUACAAACUGGUGACAAGGUCCAAGUCAUGCCGUAUGGAGAAAUGGCCACCAUCAAAGGGAUCUUGUUAGGGGACCUGUCAGCCAUGUGUGCAUUUGCUGGGGACCAUGUGACCUUGACCUUGACAGGCAUCGACAUGACAAAUGUCAAUCUUGGGAGUGUAGUCUGUGAUCCAGCCAAUCCUAUUCACUGUGCCACGAGGAUCCGAGCGAGGGUGGUGCUGUUUAAUCUAGAAAUCCCAAUUACUAAGGGUUUCAUGGUUGUAUUCCACUACCAGUCAAUCACUGAGCCAGCAGUCAUCAAAAGACUUGUCAGUCAACUUAAUAAAAGCUCAGGAGAGGUGCUGAAGAACAGACCUAAAUGUUUGACAAAGAAUACCAGUGCUGUGAUAGAGAUUGAGUUUGAGAGACCAGUCUGCCUCGAGCUAUAUAAGGAUUUUAAAGACCUCGGAAGAUUCAUGUUGCGAUACAGUGGUUCUACGAUAGCUGCAGGCUUGGUAGAGGAGAUCCUGAAGAGCAAAACGAAAGCAGAUGACACACAAGGGGCUUCAGCUUACUGAUCAAGCGAGGAGGUUAUAGGCCCUGAAUAUGGAUUUGUCUUGAAUCUGUAAAAACAGAUUAGGCCCUGAAUAUGGAUUUGUCUUGAAUCUGUAGUAUUAACAGAUUAGGCCCUGAAUAUGGAUUUGUCUUGAAUCUGUAGAAACAGAUUAGGCCCUAAAUAUGGAUUUUCUUGAAUCUGUAGAAACAGAUGUUCAUACAUUUUGUGGUUUUGUGUUAAACAUGGAAUCAUACAGACUUGUGUCCUACUUGUGUUCAAAUGAAACAUGAGGUUGGUGUACAUGUGGAGAUUCGAAGAAAACUCAAGCCCACGCUGUUUGUAUGGUUGAUGGGAAGGUGUUGGUCCCUGGUUAUGGUAAUGGCGGAGUAUCGGCCCUCUGCAUGAACAAUUAAAGCAUAUGGAUAUAUGUGUAAUAUUGGCCCUGGUCAUGGAUAUUGCUAAUGAAGGAAGGAAUGUUUGCCCUGGACUGGUACACCAGACAGCUUUGUUUCAGCUUAUGUUAUUUAUGUAGAAAAUACAUAUGCAUAUACGAUGUUGAAUUUACAGUUCUUAUUUUGUUACAUCUGAAUUUGUACUCAAUUUGAAUGAACAAUUUACUGUUAUGUUGAAUUUAAGGAACUACCUUCAAUACCACCAAAUCAGAGAAACUUUGAAAUACAGAUGUACACCCAAAAAUCUGAAUACAUUGAUUAAGGCUUUUACAGUAAAACAUCUACCCCAGCCCAGGACUCCAGGCUUGGUUAAGGGGUACCACCUAUAAAAUUUAUGGAUAGAAGUGAUUUAUUGUGGAGUCCUGGGGUCAGGUAGAUAUUUUAAUGGAAUAGCCCUAACAAGAUUGUUAAAGAGUUGAUGUUAAUCCACUCUGCAUCAUAUAGGAUAGUUACUUUAAGAGAAUAAUUGUCCAAAUUAAUUAACUCAAUUUGUUUAAUUAAUAGUGAAUCUGAAAUCAUAUCAGCUGUUUCUAAUAAUACCAAUUGUUUAUAGAAUGUGCAGAGUUUAAAAAUGGGUUCAACUAGGCAGAUAGCAGGUGACACUUGAAAGCUGUUUUACAAUUCAAGGCCAUAUAUAUAUAGGCACACUAAGAAUGGAGUACAGAAUUGUAGAUAUUUUCUCAUUCCCAGAAAAUUGACAAUAUCAUAUCACUGAUGUGUUUCCUCCAGAAAGAGGUUUGACCAGCUGAUUAUUAAUUUAUUUUUGCAAUGAAUGUCUCGAUACUAAACUAUAAACAGUAGAAGAUUUCAUGAAAAAUAGAUUGAAUUUUUUUUUAAUAUGGAAUAUUUUACAUGAAUGUUUAUGAAUGCGAACGUUGCAAGGAUUUGCUGAGUGGUCAUUUAUGACAUACACAUGUACCUCUUGCAAACGUUUUUCUUUGUGAUUACAUGCAUGUGACAGAAGAAAUUGGUUUGUUCAAGAAUACAGGCACAAAAUCAUUGUUGGAAACCCAAGAGAUUGUGCUUCCUCAUUCAAGUCUUGUGAGUUUCUGAUGGUGAUAAGCAAACUAUGUGAUUGUUAUACAAGUGUCUGUUUGUGUUGAAGCCAAAGUGAAACCUACAUACCUGUGUGAAAAUCCUCUUUUUUGCCACCUAAAAUACAUUACCAACAACAUAAUUGACUUUCUGAAGCUUUUAUCAAUUAUUUCUCAUUCCUUUAAAAAUUGCUCCCUUUCGUCAUGCCAAAGUUUUACCGGACAAAAGAUGAAGUUAAGCAAUAUUUACUGUAUGAAUUCUGUAAUGAUUUUUACAAUUCAGCCCACAAUCCAAUAUGUGUGUUCUCCAGUUCUAUACCUUUCACCCCUACUGACCAUAUUGGACUUCAAAUGAUGAAUGAAUGGCAGAGUCCACAAAAUUUGUUGAGGGUGGAAUAGGUUAAGUCUACUUGCCAUAGUAAAGGACAUGUUAUAUUUAAGAGUAUGUUAUGAUUUUAUCUGCAGAAUAAUUGUUUGUGAAAAAAGAAAAAAUACAAAGAUAUAACAAUUAUUAUGUCCAUUAUUUUGUUCCGGUCAUUAUGUUAUUAGUACAAGAAAUGUGUGACAGUUUGAGCGAAAUUGAAUUUUAUCAGAAUUCAUUGCUCUCUUCCGAAUUGCUUUUGUGACCGAUUCACAAACUUGUACAAUACAAUUUUGGUCCUGGCCUUUGAUUUUACGUAUCUGUUUUCAGGGAUGGGUACAUGUUGUUAUCCCUUUCUUUCCAUGUUAUCAUGAACAUGAUAUGCUGCAUAUGGUGUACCUGGCAAUAAAGGUGUGAGAAAAGA
This is a messenger RNA of Pecten maximus, 4494 nucleotides long. Its product is annotated as HBS1-like protein. Lineage: Eukaryota; Metazoa; Mollusca; Bivalvia; Pectinida; Pectinidae. Gene Ontology annotation, molecular function: GTP binding; GTPase activity. Bases 68 to 2245 code for a protein of 725 amino acids. The transcript has 17 exons. Gene Ontology annotation, biological process: translation. The record is from RefSeq and is a predicted model, not a curated record.